CCGCCUUUGCAGAGCAUGCUGGGACGUGUAGUUCCAGGCGGACAUGGGCGCAAGCGCACUUCCUGGCUUUGGGGACUAGAGAGCCUGACCAUGCUCUUUAUGUGUCCGUGGAGCUGGAAGAUUGGUGAUUUUGGUCUCACCAGGCCCUUUCUCUGGUUUUUGAGGGAUUUUGGACUGAACGAGGUUCUUCUGACUUUACAUGACGAUGGAAGUGAUUGCCGGGAACCAUCACAUUGUGGUGGACACUUCAACCUAGAAGAAAAGGAAAGGGUUCUGAUCCACUCCUGCCUCUACCCCACAUGGGAGGAGAACCCUGGACCUCAUCUGAGGAGAUCACCUAUGUCUAGAUACAGGAUGAUUUCAGGGAACUGGUAUUCCAUUCUCUUGGCCUCAGACGCCAAGGAAAAUAUAGAAGAAGAUGGUAGCAUGAGAGGUUUUGUGGAACACAUCCAGACCUGGGACAACUCUUCUCUGACUUUUACAUUUCAUAUAAAGGUAAAUGGACAGUGUACUGAAAUUGUUUUGCUUUGUGAUGAAACAGAAAAGAGCGGUGUAUAUAGUGUUGCCUAUGAUGGACACAAUCUAUUUCACAUAGUUGAAGCUGUCUAUAACAAAUAUAUUAUUUUUCAUCUCACAAAUUUCAAUGAUGGGAAACCAUUCCAAGUGAUGGAGCUCUAUGCCCGAGAACCGGAUGUGAGUCUAGAACUCAAGAAAAAGUUUGAGAAAAUUUGCCAAAACUUUGGAAUUGUUAAGGAAAACAUUAUUGACCUCACCAAAAUAGAUCGCUGUCUGCAGGCCCGAGGGAGUGGAGAGGCCCAGGCCUCCAGUGCUGAGUGAAUGCUUCCUCACCUGAGCUCCAGGAUCUUCCCCGCCACGGUCCCCACGUCAUCUUGUGACAAGUUUCUGUGACCUGAUUUCCCUCGCUGUGACACAUGAAGCCACUAUCUCUGCAUCUUCAGGGUCUGCCCUAAUUGUCUAGGAAGACUCAUCAUCUACCCAAGACUCAAAAGGUUUUCUUCAAAUUUCCUACUCUCCUGGCCAUACCCAGGAGAACUCUACCAUGAAUAAGACCUUCUCUACCUGGUCAAUAAAUGAUUAGCCUCGCA
Messenger RNA from Manis pentadactyla (Chinese pangolin), 1106 nucleotides. RefSeq names its product allergen Fel d 4-like. Lineage: Eukaryota; Metazoa; Chordata; Mammalia; Pholidota; Manidae. The record is from RefSeq and is a predicted model, not a curated record. The coding region runs from base 16 to 837 and encodes 273 amino acids. Gene Ontology annotation, molecular function: small molecule binding; odorant binding. The transcript has 9 exons.